AUGGCUUUUUCAAGGUUGUUGAAGCUGCGAAUGCUGAGGACCCUCUCUCUCAUCUUCAUUGGUAUGAUCCUUUCUUUUGUCCUUUGGGAAACUGGCUCAAACAGGCAGUCAUUGCCUGAACUCAGAAUACCACUUCAGUUCUCUGCUGACCUGCCUGGCUGCUCGGCUAUCAUCGGUGGAGACACAGAGGGCAAGCAUGUCGAAUUAGAAAUGCUUCUGGUGUCCAGGAAAAGACAGAAUCUUUUAUCUGAGGACUUUUAUCUCAACAUGACAAAGGACUGUCCAUCUUACAUUGAGAAGAGAGGCUUUAUUACAGUGCCUCUCAGUAAAGAGGAGGAGGAUUUUCCCAUUGCCUACUCCAUGGUGAUCCAUGACAAGACUGAGAUGUUUGAGAGACUUCUACGAGCUGUUUACGCUCCUCAGAACAUCUACUGUGUGCAUGUGGACCAGAAAUCCUCGGAAGAAUUUCAGAAGGCUGUGAAGGGAAUUGUUUCCUGCUUUCCUAAUGUGUUUAUAGCCAGUAGAUUAGAAAGAGUGGUCUAUGCCUCAUGGUCCCGAGUGCAGGCAGAUUUGAACUGCAUGAAAGAUCUGCUGAACUCACAGGUCCAGUGGAGGUACCUGCUUAACACCUGUGGGACAGACUUCCCCAUCAAAACCAACAGAGAGAUGGUUCAGACACUGAAGACCCUCAAUGGGAGGAACAGCAUGGAGAGUGAGGCCACAAAUGACUACAAAAAAACCCGUUGGCUGUAUCAUUUCAAUGUAACUAACACAAUCAGCCAGACAAAUGUGAAGAAAAGUCCUCCACCUAUUAGCAGCCCCAUGUUCACAGGAAAUGCUUACUUUAUAGUCACAAGAGCCUUUGUGAAACAUGUGAUGCAGGACAGAGAGGUUCAGCAGCUUCUGGAGUGGGAGAAGGACACAUUCAGCCCUGAUGAGCACCUGUGGGCCACUCUACAGAGGAUGCACUCUGUUCCUGGAUCCACGCCUGCAAACAGCAAGUACGAUGUGUCAGACAUGCAAUCCUUUGCUCGUGUGGUGAAGUGGAGCUAUUUAGCUGGAGAUGUGGAAAAAGGAGCCCCCUACUAUCCUUGCACCGGUGUUUACAGAAGAGCAGUUUGUGUGUACGGAGCUGGUGACCUCCCAUGGCUGCUGAGACAACAACAACUCUUUGCAAAUAAGUUUGAUCCUGCUGUUGAUGAUAUUGCAAUUAGAUGCAUGGAGUCAUAUCUGCGUGUCAAAGCUUUAGGGCGUGAUCCACUGUUAACAGAUCCAAGUUUCACCGUUUUGUAA
This is a messenger RNA of Centropristis striata (black sea bass), 1293 nucleotides long. It is a transcript of the gene gcnt3, whose product is annotated as glucosaminyl (N-acetyl) transferase 3, mucin type. The record is from RefSeq and is a predicted model, not a curated record. The coding region runs from base 1 to 1293 and encodes 430 amino acids. Gene Ontology annotation, molecular function: acetylglucosaminyltransferase activity. The transcript has a single exon. Lineage: Eukaryota; Metazoa; Chordata; Actinopteri; Perciformes; Serranidae. Gene Ontology annotation, cellular component: membrane.